UGGGUGGGGGUGGGGGGGUUCUCGCACGCUCUUCCUCUCGAUCGCUUCUCCGGAACUGAGUGGGACUCCGCCAUGAGGAGGGAAAGCUGCCAGGUGUACUGCAUCUUCGGGCAUGGACGCUCCAGCUCCUCCGAGGUCCAGAAGGAAGAGGAGACCUUGAAGGAGCCCACCCAGUUUCCGAGCUCCGCUAAAGAGGAGCAAGUUCCACCUAGCAAACGUGGUUCCCGGGUGAGAUGGGCACUAGGGAUCCUGCCCGUUGUUUCCUGCGCCGCUACCAUCGCUUUAGCCACCCACUACUUGAUGCCCCCGCCCUCCUCGGUGUUCUUCCUGGCAUGCAGCGUGGAGUUCCCUAACUUGAGCUUCUCUGCGGAGCUCGCCGACGGCUCCUCGGCGCAGUUCCGCCUGCAGGCUGUGGCUUUAAAGCCUUACUUCUCAGAAGUCUACAAGUCCUCCCCGUGGAGCUCUUACUACCUGCGCUCAGGGAUUGUCGCCUUCAGUGAAGGCAUAGAAGGCCUCAACGUGUUCUACUGGAGUCAAUUCUCUGCCCCGGACCACGUCGCCAUGGCGAUACGGCGGUCCAGCCCGGAGAGGCUGCAGCGUAGACAUCCGGGCAGCAACAAGGUUCUGCGGGGCGACGGACGCGAGCAGCGCUACUACUUGGAGCACGACGACGUCACGCUACAUCUACUGGGUUUGGAUCCGGACGAAUGGGAAGAAAAUUCCGACAAGCUUAAGAAUCCAAACAGCCUCCAGAGUGGAAAGUGGCAGCUCGGCUUCCAAGUGGUGUCCAUCGACCUGUACACUAAACACGGCGUGAACCGCACUCUCGUUCUGAUGAGUCCCAAGAAGCUGUACUACCAGUGGCGCCUUCGCGUGCCGUCGGGCCACGCGGUCCGCCUGGUGGUCCUCGCGCUGCACGGCGGCGCCGCGCCGGGAAGCUGCGGCGCUCACAAGCUGUCGGCCUACGACUUCCUGCUUCCUUUGCAGAAUAAGAUCAUCGCCAGGUACGCUCUCCCACAUGGUGUUUUUUUACAUGUUUAUGUCCACCACUUUUGUUGUUGUUGUGCCCACAGGUGGUGCGGCCUGCCCGUGCCGCAGGGCUCCUCGCCCGCCAUGGGGCUGACGUCCUCGGGGAACGUCAUGCUGCUCACCUUCUCCUUCAGCCGGCAGAGGGAGGGAACCGUCUUCAAGGCCUACUUUCAGGCUGUGCCCAAAGCACGUUGUGGAGGGUCACUGUCCUCUUGGAAUGGCUCCGUUUCCUCCCCUUACCACCCCUCUCACUAUCCUCCUAAUAUAGACUGCAGGUGGACAUUACGAGCACCGUUGCCCGGGUACCUGAUCUCCGUGACGAUGGUGACGCUUGACAUCCAGCCGUCGUCGGACGGCUGCGAGAAAGACUGGCUCGACGUCGGUGGCGUCAAGAUGUGCAACCAGGUGUCGGGUAGCGGCAGAGGGCGUGUCUACUCGUCUCCGCUCUCCAUCCACUUCCACUCGGACGGAGCCCUGACUCGGCGGGGCUUCGAUCUGCGCUACCGGGCCUUCUCGCCGGAGGCAUCCUGCUCGCCGCGUCAGUUUGGCUGCGGCAACGGCGGCUGCAUCCCUUUAAGGAAAGUGUGCGACGGCGUCAGGGACUGCGAGGAUGGACGCGACGAGGCCAAAUGCUCACCAUGCAGGCCUGGCGAGGUGUUGUGCGGUAACGGACAGUGCAAAGCUCAAAGCGGCCAGUGUGGCGUGUGCGCAGACAGCGGCGAAGACAGCGGAUGCAGAAGUAAAUGUUACCACACGUGUGCCAAAAAAGUGUGCGUGCCCAAGUCUUCAGUGUGCGAUGGCGUUGUGGACUGUGCAGACCGCAGCGAUGAAGUAAACUGCACCCGAGCACACCUCAAAGGUUGCCCGUCAUCCUCGUACAAAUGCGGCAACGGAAAGUGUGUGAGCAAACUCAACCCCGAGUGUGACGGACUCAAAGACUGCCAGGACGGGUCUGAUGAGCUGCGGUGCGGUUGCGGCGUCCGGGCCCGGAAGAGGCCCAGGAUCGUGGGGGGCGCCGACGCGUCCCCGGGCUCGUGGCCGUGGCAGGUGAGCCUCCAGAUGGAACGUUACGGUCACGUCUGCGGCGCCACCCUGCUCGCCGCGCGCUGGCUCGUCUCGGCCGCACACUGUUUCCAAGACUCGGACGCCAUCAAGUAUUCGGAUCCGCGCGCAUGGCGGGCCUACAUAGGGAUGCGCUUGAUGGCGGCGGGCAAGAACGCCGCCGCCGCCGCCAGCCGGCCCUUGCGCCGGAUCGUCCCGCACCCCGCCUACGAGCGGCUCACGUCCGACUACGACAUCGCCCUGGUGGAGCUGGGCGCCCCCGUCUUUUUCAACGAGCUUGUGCAGCCGGUGUGUGUGCCCGCACCUUCGCACGCCUUCGCCAUCGGGACCAGCUGCUACGUCACCGGCUGGGGCGUCCUCACGGAGGACGGGGAGCUGGCGUCUCGCUUGCAGGAAGCCUCGGUGCGGAUCAUCAACAGGAACACCUGCAACGAGCUCUACGACGACGCCGUCACUCCCAGAAUGCUUUGCGCGGGGAACCUGCAGGGCGGGGUGGACGCCUGCCAGGGUGACUCUGGGGGUCCGCUGGUGUGUCAGGAGCACGGGCGGCGCUGGUUCCUGGCGGGCAUCGUGAGCUGGGGCGAGGGCUGCGCCAGGCAGAACCGUCCCGGCGUCUACACGCAGGUGGUCAAAUUUGCCGAGUGGAUCCACGGGCAGACCCGAGGUCAGGUGUGAUUGACCCAACAAAAGACCAAGAAAACAACAACAAAACACGUUUUUGUUGUGUUUCGGAUCAAAACAAUAAUAAAUACAAAAAUCACUCAAA
Messenger RNA from Phyllopteryx taeniolatus (common seadragon), 2857 nucleotides. RefSeq names its product suppressor of tumorigenicity 14 protein homolog. The coding region runs from base 73 to 2766 and encodes 897 amino acids. The record is from RefSeq and is a predicted model, not a curated record. NCBI's taxonomy places the organism in Eukaryota, Metazoa, Chordata, Actinopteri, Syngnathiformes, Syngnathidae. The transcript is spliced from 18 exons. Gene Ontology annotation, molecular function: protein binding; serine-type endopeptidase activity. Gene Ontology annotation, biological process: acrosome reaction; proteolysis.